AGACGUGCGCAGCACCGACACAGACGCGAUCCAUCGUCGGUAUAUAAUAAUUAUUGGAAUCGGGCCAUCGCGGAAGAGUUCGCUCGUUCGCGCGCGUAUAGGUAAGAGGCAGGAUUCGCCGCGAGCCAGUUCAGUUGCUCCGAGCCGCAGCGAUUCGACGCAUCGCAGCACAGCUCUCUGAUAAUUCGCGCUCGCGACAUUUUUAUAUAUACGUAUACCGGAGUGCGAGACCCCGUCUAUAUACAGUGUGUGUGUUGGUGUUUGAACGUAAUCAAGCCCUCGCCCGCGCGCCUCUGUAUAUAUCAUAAACAGUGUCGAAACUCGAAACGAAUAAAGUCUCGCAUCAUCCCAUUAUCGAUCACUCUCGCUUGCUCUCUUUAUACGAAAAAUAAUCAUGUCGCGUCGCAGCAUUCGCUUCCCCCUGCCACCCGUGUCGCCGGUGCAGAUGGCUCUGAUCAGCUCGCCGCCCGCGAGGACUCGCGCCCGGCCGCGUCUCCGAGCUCUGCCCGUCUCCACGGCCCACACCAAGACCCUGAUCCUGGCCGAGGCCCGUCCCCGCUAUCCCGUCUCGUACAUCGCCCUGAGCAAGCAGCCUCGCGAGCUCUCGCUGGCCCUGAAACUGGCCGCGGCGCCCCGCGAGCCCGGACCCCUGCACAUCAGGCCGUCGCCGCCUCACCUCGUGGCCCGGCCCAAGUCCAAGGUGCUGGAUCGCGCCAUGCCCCUGUCCUUCCAGAAGUCCUGCCCGUGUCCGCUGUCGAGGCGCUGCGCCAACUGGCGGCCCGCGCCGCCCAUGCCCAAGUUCUACUCGCCGGCCUAUCGGGUGCCGCGCGAUCUGCCCCAGCUGCCCAGGGAGCGCCUGGCCAAGGUGCUGAAUCCGCCGCCGCGGAUCGCGCUGGCGCCGAUCAGCCUGGCCCGAGACCAUCACGCUUUGCGCAACCGCAAGCCUCGAGCCACCGCCGCCGCCAGCUUGAAAUAUUAACCGCAGUAGCAGUAGCAGUAGCAGUAGCCAAGAUCAAGUUCACUUACUCUCAUCGCGCGCAUAAUCGCAUCGCAUUAGCUAAUAGGCUCUCGAGUGCAGCACUGCAUUAUAUAGAUUAAUUGCGACUAAUAUACACGCACUCGGAUUCGCUCGAUCGUCAGCGACGUCAUUAUAAUUCACUCGAUUGGCUUAAUCGUGUGUGCAAAAUUUGUAUAGACGAUCAUUUCAUUGUCGCAAGCUCACUGUGGACGUUUCAUAAGCGUGUGAAAAAACAAAACAUAAGCCGAUCGUCGCCCUUCCUCCCCCCAGCAAAUGGAAUCACGGGUCAGGAUUAACGUCAAACGCAUCUACAUAAACAUUUGCUUGCAAAAUAUGCGCUACUUUGGCCCCUGGCCUCAAGACCAGUAGCGUGCAUACAUCCGCAUCGUUCCGAAUGCAAUCAUCGAUCGCCGUGACCAUAAUCAUCGCCACCGGCGCAGCUCGCCCAAUACAAAACGAAACGAAAUAAAAAAAGUCGAAAAGUGCGCGCGCGCGAAGACUCGGCUGUACCUUGAUAUACGAAAAUACGAAUC
Trichogramma pretiosum is the source of this 1551-nucleotide messenger RNA. RefSeq lists its product as uncharacterized. The record is from RefSeq and is a predicted model, not a curated record. NCBI's taxonomy places the organism in Eukaryota, Metazoa, Arthropoda, Insecta, Hymenoptera, Trichogrammatidae. The coding region runs from base 395 to 979 and encodes 194 amino acids. The transcript has 2 exons.